AGCAAGUCUUGUCCAAACAAACCGUCUCUUUUCUUUCCUUCUUGUUUUCCCUUUCUCUCCUUGCCGUCUUUCAUUUUCCCUUUUCAGCCAAACUGUUCUUCUGUUCAUUCGCCCAAAGAUACCCCAAAACGCCUCGCAUUCAAAAUGUCCAGCCUCAAAAACGAACUCUCCUCUGUGGACUACGAAGUCAAAGUCGAAGCGCAGGACGCCGAGCGCCAGUCGCAGCUGCAGUCCAAGCACCGCCUCCUCGGCAUUGUCCACAACUCUCGAAUCGCCCUGACGGUCCUGGCCCUGGCGGCCGGCAUCACCAUCCUGGGCGUCUCGGCCAACGGGCUGCUUGUCUACCACGAGACGUAUCUGCCGGCCGAGUUCCACCUCUCGCUGUGGCCUGCGCAGUUUGAUCUGCGUCCCACUGCCGCGCUGAUUGCCGGCGGCGUGGUUGUGACCGUGGCCAAUGUUGUGUCACUCUUCUUUAGCAAGGUCCAAGCUCUCCGCAGCCUGACUGGCCCCCACGCAAUCGCCAGCAUUGCUGCCCCGGCCAUUGGCUUCGUUGCCUCUCUCGUCGCCAUGUCCCUCUUCUACGCCGUCAACGCCUCUUCCACCGUCGACAGCCUCCAGAGCUGGACGUGCCGCUGGACCGCCGUGCCCACAACUGCUCAGCCGCACUUUGGCGCCCUGUGCAAACAGAGCCAGGCCGGUGUCAUACUCUCGGUGCUGCUUGUUCCGCUGGAAGCUGCCAUUCUUGGAGUCGCGGGAUACCAGGCCAUCCUGGAGCGAAAGGCCACAAGAGCGUGA
Molecule: messenger RNA, 795 nt
Organism: Trichoderma atroviride IMI 206040
Lineage: Eukaryota; Fungi; Ascomycota; Sordariomycetes; Hypocreales; Hypocreaceae
Source: RefSeq, a predicted model, not a curated record